AUAAAAGGACAACGUCAUCCAUCACUAUCACAACAUAAACCCCCUCACUUUCUGAACUCAAGUCAAUCUAUAUCUUCUUUUGUGGUGAAUAUACUUACAUAGUAUCAUAUACAUACAAUGGCAGAAGCUAAAGCACAGAUUUUUGAGCUGAACAAUGGCACCAUGAAAGCUUGCAUCUCCAACUAUGGCUGCACUAUCACUUCUUUGUUUGUACCUGACAAGAAUGGGAAAUUAGCUGAUGUUGUUCUGGGAUUUGACUCUGUGGAGCCUUAUUUGAAAGGUGCUGCUCCUUAUUUUGGCUGCAUUGUGGGUCGGGUUGCAAAUAGGAUCAAAGAGGGAAAGUUUACACUGGAUGGGGUUAAUUACUCUCUCCCCAUCAACAAUGGACCGAAUAGUCUCCAUGGCGGGCUUAAAGGAUUUGACAAGGUGCUUUGGGAAGUUGUUGAUUACAAGAAGGGAGAAAAUCCAUCCAUUACCUUCAAAUACCAUUGCCGUGAUGGCGAGGAAGGAUAUCCUGGAGAUGUUUCUGUGACGGCAACGUACACUCUAACUGCAAGCACUAGUAUGAGGCUUGACAUGGAAGCAAUUCCUGAAAAUAAGCCCACUCCAAUAAAUCUAGCUCAGCAUACCUACUGGAAUCUGGCUGGCCACAACUCAGGCAACAUUCUGGAUCAUUCAGCUCAGAUAUGGGCAAUGCACAUCACCCCUGUAGAUCAGAACACAAUCCCAACUGGAGAAAUUAUGCCAGUUAAGGGCACUGCAUUUGACUUUUCUGCAGAGAAGAAGAUUGGAAGUUCUAUCAGCGAAGUCCCUGGCUUAGGAUAUGAUCACAACUAUGUCCUUGAUUGCGGGGAUGAAAAAUUGGGCUUGAAACAUGCUGCAAAGUUGAAAGAUCCAUCAAGUGCAAGGGUUCUCAACCUAUGGACCAAUGCUCCAGGUAUGCAGUUUUACACAGGAAAUUAUGUUUCCGGAGUUGUUGGGAAAGGUGGAGCGGUGUAUGGUAAACAUGCAGGCGUUUGUAUGGAGACUCAAGGAUUUCCAAAUGCUAUUAAUCAACCAAACUUUCCAUCUGUAGUUGUUAAACCUGGCGAGAAGUACCAGCACAGCAUGUUGUUUGAGUUUUCAGCAGAAUAAGCAAGUACCAUAAAUUAGUUGUAGGACUCAAAAAAUUAUCUGAGUGAGGAAUGGAAUAAUACAUGUUUCUAGACUGUAUGCGUGAUGCGAGCAGAACUUUGAAAUGUCGUGUGGAUGAUGCUGAAUUUUGAACUGCCUAUGGUGACAAUGAAACUUGUUUGAAAAAUUCAGAUGUUAACUCAUUUUUAAGGUAAAUGGUCGACAUCUAGUUUAUUUUUUA
Molecule: messenger RNA, 1354 nt
Organism: Daucus carota subsp. sativus
Lineage: Eukaryota; Viridiplantae; Streptophyta; Magnoliopsida; Apiales; Apiaceae
Exons: 5
Coding region: 118-1134 (338 amino acids)
Biological process (GO): glucose metabolic process; beta-D-galactose catabolic process via UDP-galactose, Leloir pathway
Molecular function (GO): carbohydrate binding; aldose 1-epimerase activity
Source: RefSeq, a predicted model, not a curated record